Juglans regia (Persian walnut) is the source of this 1179-nucleotide messenger RNA. Its product is annotated as protein FAR-RED IMPAIRED RESPONSE 1-like. Lineage: Eukaryota; Viridiplantae; Streptophyta; Magnoliopsida; Fagales; Juglandaceae. Gene Ontology annotation, molecular function: zinc ion binding. Bases 70 to 975 code for a protein of 301 amino acids. The record is from RefSeq and is a predicted model, not a curated record. The transcript is spliced from 3 exons.
UUGGCUCUUGAGAAGAAGUUUCAAGAUGUAUACACAAAUGCAAAAUUUAAGGAGGUUCAACAAGAGAUAAUGGGAAUGAUAUAUUGUCAUUGUCGUUUCGAGAAAAUGGAUGGAGUAAUCGCAACUUACUCGGUCGAUGAUCAAGUUAAGGCUGAAGAUUUCAUCAAGGAGGUUACGUAUACUCUUUACUUUAAUGAGGCCGAGUGUGAGGCGAAGUGUGUUUGUGGGUUGUUUGAGAUGCGAGGGAUAAUAUGUAGACAUAUUCUUGCCAUCUUUUCAGCUAAGAAAGUCCGUGAGUUGCCAGAAAAGUACAUAAUAGACCGGUGGAGGAAAGACAUAAAACGGGCUUAUACUAUUAUUUCGACCAGUUAUGACGCUGUUGAUCAGAGACCCGAAACUGUUAGGUAUAAACGUAUUUUGAGAACUUUCAAUGAGGUAAUAACAAAUGCAGUUUCGUGCGAUGGACAUACUCAGGAAAUGAUUUCGAACUUGUAUGCGAUGAAUGAGGUAUGGUGCACAUCGAAGCCCUCCAACAUAGAUCUCAAUGUUGGAGGAAGUACCGUGAAUGCAGUCACGGAAGGAAGUUCCAAAAAGGUGCUAAGUCCCCAUGUUGUCAGAGGCAAGGGAAGACCCCCGUGUAAGAGGAGGAUGUCGAGGAUGGAGGAACGAGUGAAGAAAAUUAAAACUAAGGCUGCGAAUAAGAAACAAGAUAAGGGAAAAAGUAGACUGAGGCGUAGAUUGGACACCGAACUAUUGGAAAGCAGUGAAAACCAACUCGGCCUAUCGGGAAUGAGGAUGCAAGAAAAUGUACAAACUCCCAUAAUGGUCAAUGAAGAAAGUGGACAACAUCCAGUGAUGGGGACACAAGAAAGUGGACAACAUCCAGUGAUAGGGACACAAGAAAGUAUGCAACUAGGAAUGGAUGGAACACAACCGAAGAUGGCAGAUGGAACGCAGCCAAGCAUCGUCUUGUAGCAAAAUUUUAGAGAUCCAUUAUGUUUACUUAUGUUGUGUGUUGAAUUUGGGUUGGAUGUAGUUUGUUGGCAUGUGUGUUAGGGGUGAAACGUAGGAAUUUGUGUGUUAGUGUUAGAGUUUUGGAGUAGACUAUGUAUUAGUGGUAAAAGUGUUCGUUUUGUAAAUGCGGCUUGGUAUUUAAGCCCACGUUUUGCACAUUUUGUA